UUCUUUCAUGCCACACUUCUGCAAAGGAGCGAGCAGUUUGUUGUGUUAUCGCGUCUCGCGAAUUUCCGACCACGAACCGUUAAUUAGUUGUAAAUAACGACGAAAAAAAAAAAAAAAUAGAAAGUUUAACGAACAACAUGUGUUAUUAGUGCGAACGGUCCUCGGACUUUGAGGAAAUUAGCGCGUACGUUUCUCUAUCGCGAUCGAUUCGCAUUCGAGCUGGACAAAAAUUCUCGACGAUGAUAAAGAUGGAAACCGAUAAAAUCGACGAUUCAACGACCAACAAUUUGCAAUUCCAGAUGACUGUACUGUCGCCACCGUACGAUACGGCCCGCAAGAAAGAACCGUCGGCGACAUUCAACGCGGAACGCGAGGCUUGUUUGAAAUAUUUCGAAAAAUGGAGCGAAACCGAUCAGGUGGAAUUCGUCGAAAAUCUUUUGGCUCGGAUGUGUCACUAUCAACACGGUCACAUCGAUUCCUAUUUGAAGCCGAUGUUGCAAAGGGAUUUCAUCUCGCAAUUGCCAAAGAAAGGUUUGGAUCACGUGGCCGAAAACAUCCUAUCCUAUUUGGACGCAGAUAGUCUCAGAAAUGCCGAAUUAGUGUGCAAAGAAUGGUUCAGAGUGAUCUCCGAAGGUAUGCUGUGGAAGAAAUUGAUCGAACGCAAAGUCAGAACCGAUUCGUUAUGGAGAGGAUUAGCAGAACGUCGAAUGUGGAUCCAAUACCUGUUCAAACCACGACCGGGCGAAAACCACCGUCCGCACGGCUUCUAUCGAGGCCUCUUUCCCAAAAUCAUCCGCGACAUCGGCAGCAUCGAAUCGAAUUGGCGUAACGGCAAACACGUCCUUCAACGGAUCAAUUGUCGAUCGGAGAACAGCAAAGGCGUUUAUUGCUUGCAGUACGACGAUCAAAAGAUCGUUUCGGGUUUGAGGGACAACACGAUCAAAAUAUGGGACAGGAGCACGUUGCAAUGCACCAAAGUGUUGAUCGGUCAUACGGGCAGCGUUUUGUGUUUGCAAUACGACGAUAAAGUGAUUAUAAGCGGUUCGAGCGAUUCGACUGUAAGAGUGUGGAACGUAAAUUCUGGAGAAAUGGCAACAACUUUAAUACAUCACUGCGAAGCCGUUUUGCAUCUCAGAUUUAACAAUGGAAUGAUGGUCACUUGUUCAAAGGAUCGUUCGAUAGCCGUAUGGGACAUGGUAUCAGAAACGGAAAUAUCAUUACGUCGAGUAUUGGUCGGUCAUCGAGCAGCCGUAAACGUAGUCGAUUUCGAUGAGAAAUACAUUGUGAGCGCUUCGGGCGAUCGGACUAUAAAAGUGUGGAACACAUCAUCAUGUGAAUUCGUGCGAACGUUGAGCGGUCACAAACGCGGCAUCGCCUGUUUACAAUAUAGAGAUCGUUUGGUCGUCAGCGGUAGUUCCGAUAACAGUAUUAGGUAAGGAUCU
Phyllotreta striolata is the source of this 1442-nucleotide messenger RNA. NCBI's taxonomy places the organism in Eukaryota, Metazoa, Arthropoda, Insecta, Coleoptera, Chrysomelidae. The record is from the annotation of a GenBank genome assembly.